Messenger RNA from Telopea speciosissima, 865 nucleotides. Its product is annotated as general transcription and DNA repair factor IIH subunit TFB1-1-like. Gene Ontology annotation, biological process: transcription by RNA polymerase I; nucleotide-excision repair; transcription by RNA polymerase II. The record is from RefSeq and is a predicted model, not a curated record. The transcript is spliced from 7 exons. The annotation marks the transcript as partial. Gene Ontology annotation, cellular component: transcription factor TFIIH core complex; transcription factor TFIIH holo complex. Lineage: Eukaryota; Viridiplantae; Streptophyta; Magnoliopsida; Proteales; Proteaceae.
UUUCUAUUGAUUGGAAUUUUUGGUAAUUGUGAUUCUCAGAUAUUUGCUGAAAAACCAGCUGUCCACCGAGCAUUUCUGAAUUUGGUUCCCAGCAAGUUGUCAGAAAAGGAUUUCUGGACAAAAUAUUGUAGAGCUGAAUAUCUCCAUAGGACAAAAAAUGCUGUUGCAGCUGCAGCAGAGGCUGCUGAAGAUGAGGAGCUUGCUGUUUUCUUAAAGGAUGAUGACAUUUUGGCCAAUGAAACUCGGCAGAAGAUCAGACGGGUUGAUCCGACUCUUGACAUGGAAGCUGAUGAAGGGGAUGAUUACAUGCAUCUUUUGGACCAUGGAAUUCUGCGUGAUGGUAUUAAGGAGAUUACUGAUUCACAGUAUGAGCUAUACAAAAGGACUCUCUCUCAGGACCUUAACCGGCAUGCAGCAGUUGUUCUUGAAGGAAGAGCUUUAGAAAUGGAGUUAGGAGACACAAGGACUGUAGCUGAAGCACUUGCUAGGUCCAAACAGGCUGAGCUAGCCACCAAAACGUGUGAUGAGAAUGCAAACCAGGAGCGGUUAGAGAGAGUUUCUCGGAUGACUGAGAUUGAGGAUCUUCAGGCACCUCGAACCCUUCCAUUUGCACCUCUUUGUAUAAAGGACCCUCGAGAGUACUUUGAUUCCCAACAAGCUAAUGCGCUUAAAGCUUUAGGAGACACAGUAACUGGAACAAGGCCAUCAAAUUGUACCUUGAGCACAGAGGAGGCAUAUGGUUCUUUUAGGGAGCUCAUUUCUGAGAUGAGAGCAGCAGGAUUGAGUGAUCCUGUAGUUAAACCUGAAGUUGCUCUUAAGGUAAAAACAUGCCUGCUCCUAGUCAUUGUACAAACUUGACAUCUAC